Pestalotiopsis fici W106-1 is the source of this 2205-nucleotide messenger RNA. RefSeq lists its product as uncharacterized. Gene Ontology annotation, molecular function: protoporphyrinogen oxidase activity, oxygen as acceptor. The record is from RefSeq and is a predicted model, not a curated record. Gene Ontology annotation, biological process: heme biosynthetic process. Bases 1 to 2205 code for a protein of 734 amino acids. Lineage: Eukaryota; Fungi; Ascomycota; Sordariomycetes; Amphisphaeriales; Sporocadaceae. The transcript is spliced from 2 exons. Gene Ontology annotation, cellular component: mitochondrial inner membrane.
AUGGCUUCCCGACACCCAGAGGAGCUCUUUAUUGCUCUUCUCAGGUCAACCUACAGCAAUGCCGGUCACGGCCUUGUGCAACGCCGGCCCGCCAUAGCUCCAUCAAAGCUCCCCACGGCCACGCGAGGGCUGAGUUACCUCGCUCUAAGUCACACCCGGCCGCUUCGCUCAGCACAGGUGCAACGUCUUUCCGCGUCGAAUGAGAGGAGGAGAGGAUAUGCUGUCGCUUCCAAGCCGAAGCAGCCGCCGAAGCAGCCGCCGCCGCAGCAGAAGCGAGAGCCAAAACGCCAAAUUGCCGUCCUCGGCGGCGGUAUUACUGGUCUCACAGCUGCCCAUUACCUUGCGCGCAGCGCCCCAAACACACACAUCACCCUAUACGAGGCGAGCGACCGCCUAGGAGGUUGGAUUCAUGGCGUACCGACCGAGGUGAAGACGCCCGACGGCCAGAACGCUGAGGUGUUGAUGCAGCGGGGCCCUCGUAUGCUGAGGUCUGGGGCUUCGACACCCAAGUAUGAUGACUUGGUGCUGUACGAUGUGAUUGCCAACUUGGGAAUUCAAGACCAGAUCAUAUACCCCAAGGGAGCCGCCGAAUCGCGUUACAUUUAUUAUCCCGAUCAUCUUGUCCAACUACCCAAAGCAGAGCCUUCGUGGGACAAUAUCAUAAAAGCUAUAAGAUCUUACUUUUCAGAGUCCCUAUGGGACGGUGUUUUCAAUGCUGCAUCGGGCUGGGCGAUGCGUUUUUCCCGCACUACUGACGUUGUAGAACAAAAAAGAAAAGAAAUCACAAACAAGGCGGCAGCAUUCGACAAGGACGAGACUGUCGCCGAGUUCCUUGGGCGAAUCUUUGGCGAUCGAAAUUCCCCCGUGAUCGACAACAUGGUCUCACCAAUGCUUCACGGGAUUUAUGGCGGCGACGUCCACAAGCUGAGCGCCAAGCACACCAUUUUUGAGAAAUUCUGGCUACAGGAUAUGUAUCCAUUGUACAAUGGUGAAGCGUGGGUCUGGAGGAAGGACCUGCAUCUGCACAAUGAUAUCUUGGAUGGACCGAACCGGCGCGCCGUCAUUCAGAUGGCCGAGAGGGGGACGCACCAUAAUCUAUUGGCAUUCCGUGACGGUCUUGUGACUCUCAUCGAUGCACUGACGACAGACCUUGCACGUUGCAAGAAUGUUACCAUCAGAACCGAUACACCUGUCUCGGCACUGGAACUAAAGGGCAAUAAAAUUGUUGUCAGCAAAGCUGGCAACGAGAAGCAGUCCCUAAUGUACGAUCAAGUGUUGAGUACGCUAUACGCUGGACAUCUUGCACAAAUUGCCCAACCAGCAGACUCGCUCCCCUCGCUUGCCGAUAUCGAAGCUGUUACCAUCAUGGUAGUCAACCUCUGGUACCCGAAUCAAGACUUGCUUCAAGACAACCCCGGUUUCGGAUACCUUAUCCCUCAGUCGGUACCACCAGAUGAGAACCCUGAGUGUGCUCUCGGCGUGCUCUUCGACUCGGAUAUUGAGAUGGGAAAUGAGACCAAGGGCACGAAACUCACAGUGAUGCUAGGCGGACACUACUGGAGCGACUGGUCCAUCCUGCCAGACGAGGAGAUGGCCAUUGCAAUGGCCAGAUCUAUCGUGGAACGCCACCUUGGUAUCUCGCAGAGCGAGCCGUUCAAGGCUGGCGCUAAAAUGUGCAAAGACUGCUUGCCGCAACACACGGUUGGUCAUGUCGAUCGCCUCCGUAAAGCUCAUUACGAGCUCUCGGCCGCCUUUCAGGGUAAGCUCAUGGUAGCCGGACCCAGCUACACUUCUGUGGGCGUCAUUCCAGCCAUGCGUGCUGGUUACGAUGCAGCCAUGCGCAUGGCCCAGGGGCACGGUCAUCCAUGGUCUACGCGCCUAGACGAAGACGGGGGCGUGUGGCACUGGCACAACGAUGCCUACGUUCGCGCCAAAAAGGUUUUCGGCAAUGUCAGCAGGGACGAGCCCAUGGAUCAUGUGGGGUCUACAGGUCUGGAAUGGACCACGGAAAGCCAGAUUUUGCAAAUGAGCGCAAUGCCUGCUAAGUAUAUGUUCUUCAAGAAAUUUACCGGGCCAGGCGAGAGAUUCUUGGAUCAGGAAGGAAACUGGAGAGUGGAUCCGGAGGCAUUGUUCAAGAUCCCUCCGGAUCUGCCUACAGGAGAGGAGGAGGAGACUGUACAACCACCCAAGGGUAACGAUAAGUGA